UGAAGCCACUUUGUCCUGUGAAAAUGUGAUGACUGAUCAGGAUAAAUGUGACAGAACUACCUGGUUCUUUGAUGGUUCAACAAACACAGCAGUAGUAGAGCUGAUUAAACUUGGGCAGAUUGGUGAAGAAGCCAAAGCUAAAUCAGACAGACUGAGUGUUACAGCGGACUGUUCUCUGGUUAUAAAGAAGGUCACAGUUGAGGAUGUUGGUCGUUACACCUGCAGACAGUUCGACAGAUCAGGACGAUCUAGAGACUCUAAUGUUCUUCUGUCUGUUGUUAGCAUGACUGAACAUAAGGACACUGAUGAGGUGAAGUUAAACUGCUCUGUGUCGAUAUAUGAUGUAUGCAGACACACAGUGAAGUGGCUGUAUGAAGGAAGAGACUGGAACAUAAAUACCAGAGACACAAAGAUAUCACAGUCUACCUGCUCAGUCACUGCAGUCUUACCAACUUCUAAUUUUAUUUAUACAUCGAAUUAUAAGUAUUUGCAGUGUAAAGUCACAAAUCUCAUCAGUAAUGAAGAGCAGCUGUAUAACUUCAGUUAUCAGUUAUCAGGUGUGGUUGCAACAACAUCAAAACCUGAAACAACACGAUCAACAGAACGAUCAGAAGUUCGUGCAGAUUGUUCUGCUCUGAUCUACAUAAUGUUGGUGAUGCGUGUGGUUGAAUUCGUCCUCAUCACUGUUGUUACUGUUCUCAUCACUGUUGUUACUGUUCGUCACUUCAGAGCUCGAGGGAACCAGAGACCACCUGAUGACCACACUGUUUCUUACUCAGUAAGAAGCAGAACAGCGAGGCGUUCAGGUCCAGCAGCCAGUCAGGAGAUGAAUGAUGAAGAUGAUGGUGCGGUGAACUAUGAAAACUGAUCAACCACUUCCACACCAACAUCAGCUCACCAGAGAAACGACUCCCUGACUGUUAUAUCAUUAAUAUCCUCUCAGUUUUACAUGACUAGUU
Scomber scombrus (Atlantic mackerel) is the source of this 959-nucleotide messenger RNA. RefSeq lists its product as uncharacterized. Gene Ontology annotation, biological process: positive regulation of ERK1 and ERK2 cascade; T cell activation; interleukin-15-mediated signaling pathway. NCBI's taxonomy places the organism in Eukaryota, Metazoa, Chordata, Actinopteri, Scombriformes, Scombridae. The record is from RefSeq and is a predicted model, not a curated record. Gene Ontology annotation, cellular component: external side of plasma membrane; membrane raft. The transcript is spliced from 7 exons. The coding region runs from base 29 to 868 and encodes 279 amino acids. Gene Ontology annotation, molecular function: protein tyrosine kinase binding; MHC class II protein binding.